Molecule: messenger RNA, 571 nt
Organism: Cylindrotheca closterium
Lineage: Eukaryota; Bacillariophyta; Bacillariophyceae; Bacillariales; Bacillariaceae
Source: the annotation of a GenBank genome assembly
AUGACUCAGCGCGGUCCUGCUAUUGUAGUCAUGAACCAGUUUGCUCACAUUGGAAAGGGACAGUCAAUCCUUUCCAGUGCUCAGAUGGAACACUUUGGAAUUCAAGUUGAUGACAAAUCGUCAAAAGUUGGAGGCAAGCAACAGAUCUCCACUCCUGAUGGUUUUGUCAUCCCACUUGACAUCAAGAAUGGACUUCCGUACCUACGUAUGCGCCCUCCAACAGACCGUGAGCUGAGCAACCCGGACAUUCCCCAUGUCGUGCUCACUUCUGAUGUUGAUUGGGACCCUAGUGUUUUGGAUGUUACCAUUGAUGUGGAUGAAUGGGCCAAGUCUAUACCAGACGAUGGGUCUGAAGAAGGUGAAAGGCCAUUCGAUAGAGUAGGCAUCCUCAAGAGCAAUACAACAGUCACUACACUGAGGGAUUCUCCUGCUCUGGAUGAUGCUAUUGACUUCUUUGAAUCCCACCACUGUGUCAUGCCGACAGAUGGUUUGUAUGAAGUGCAUCCCCGACAAGCUUCAGAUCUCGAUUGGUUUGAGUGCAACAUGGCUGAGCUAUUUGAUUUAGACCCCA